Molecule: messenger RNA, 1623 nt
Organism: Momordica charantia (bitter melon)
Lineage: Eukaryota; Viridiplantae; Streptophyta; Magnoliopsida; Cucurbitales; Cucurbitaceae
Source: RefSeq, a predicted model, not a curated record
AUGGAUGAAGAAAGGUUUUGGUACAAAUGGAGAGGUUGGAUUUGGAAUUGCAUUAGAUCGGUAAACUACUCUAUCCUGGUGAAUGGGAGACCUCGAGGAAAAAUUUUAGCCUCAAGAGGUCUCCGGCAAGGUGAUCCUUUGUCCCCAUUCUUGUUUAUUCUUGUGGUGGAUAUCCUGAGUAGGCUUAUCUCAGUUGGAGUGGAGAAAGAGGCUUUGGAAGCUUUUGAAGUGGAGAGGGAGAAAGCUUGUCUCUCGCAUCUCCAGUUUGCUGACAAUACCCUUCUUUUCUGCUCCGGUAAUUUUAGGGCGUUUGAGAAUCUUAAUGGCCUCCUUGGUUUCUUUGAAGCUAUUUCGGGUCUUAAGAUAAACAGGGGUAAGAGUUCUUUAUUGGGCAUUAAUUGUGAGGAUGGUAAACUUAGUGAGUGGGCGACCUUGUUUCAGAAGUGCCUCUCUUCGUGGAAGAAGGCUUUCUUUUCGAAAGGUGGGAGACUCACGUUGAUACAGUCUGUUUUGAGAGGCAUUCCAAAUUACUAUCUGUCCCUUUUCAGGAUCCCUGUGAAAGUGAUUGAAGGGUUAGAGAAGAUUAUGAGGGAUUUUCUUUGGGAAGGUGUGGAGGAGGGGGGUGGGGCUCAUCUUGUUAAUUGGAAAGAGGUGUCCAAGCCUUUGGAAGCGGGAGGGUUGGGUGUUGGAAACUUGAGACUUAGGAAUGAGGCGUUCCUGGCCAAAUGGUUAUGGCGUUUCUUCCACGAACCUCACGCCUUGUGGCGAAAGAUUAUUGUGAGUAAGUAUGAGCGACAUCCCUCUGACUGGAUUCUGGCAGGUGGGUCUAAGGUGAGCAAUUUCAAUCCCUGGAAGGCUAUUGCGUCAUGUUUCCCCGUUUUCUCUCUUUCUCUUCGAGUUUCUGUGGGGGAUGGUCUUAAUGCUUACUUUUGGGAGGAUACUUGGUUAGGCAAUAAACCCUUAAGUCUUGCGUUCCCUCGGAUUUACUUUUUGUCUGAAAAGAAACUCCUUUCUGUGGCUGAGGUUUUGAAUUUUGGGGAAGAGGAUUCGUCCAUUUCGCUGGGGCUCUCUCGGUCUUUAACUGAUCCGGAAUCGUUAGAGAUUGCCGCGUUACUUGAUCUGUUGCCUAGUGUUUCGUGCUCCUCUGGGAGGGAAGACGUGAGGGUGUGGAUUCCUAACCCUUUGGGAGGGUUUUCUUGUAGCUCUUUUUUCCAGGUUCUGAUUUCCCCGUCUUCUUCAUCUUUUUUGGCUUCUCUCUCUUCUUCCUCUUCUCCGUCCCUGGUGACCCCUUGGUUUACGUCUCUUUGGAAGAUUAAAAUUCCAAAGAAGAUUAAGUUCUUUGGGUGGCAAAGAUUGCAGGGCGAUGAUGGAGGAAGUGUUGUUAUUCCCCCCUUUCGUAAUAGAGGCCGCUUUCUCUGGCAAGCGUGCUUUCUGGCUUCUUUAUGGGGUAUCUGGCUGGAAAGGAACAAUAGGUUGUUUAGGGGUGUGGAGAAAUCUGUGGAUUCUGACACUGAGAAUAAUCAUAUCCAUCACUCUAAGAGCGCAUUUCACUCCAAAGAUGGUUGGAGCAAAACCUUAGAAGCUCCCCUCACCAUGCCAAUACUUGAGCCACAUACUCCAUAG